Molecule: messenger RNA, 845 nt
Organism: Erigeron canadensis
Lineage: Eukaryota; Viridiplantae; Streptophyta; Magnoliopsida; Asterales; Asteraceae
Product: lysM domain-containing GPI-anchored protein 2-like
Exons: 1
Coding region: 120-830 (236 amino acids)
Source: RefSeq, a predicted model, not a curated record
CUUCUUUCUCAUCAUUACCCCACCCUUUCCUUCCCACCAUUAUUAUACAUAUACAUAUAUUCAUUCCCACCUCCCAAUUACACCUCAUUCCACCCACACACAAACACACACACAAAAACAUGACUUUUCCCGAUUGGGUUUGGGUUUUCUUCCCCAUGAUCUUGUUCAUUUCCAUCCAAACAACAUCUUCACAACCAAUAUCCUUAGGAUUCAAAUGCACAACCCCAAACAAAACAUGCACAUCACUUAUUGACUACAAACUUCCAAACACAACAACCUUAUCCUCCAUCCAAAACCUCUUCCAAAUCAAAAACCUCCGUACCCUUUUGUCAGCAAACAACCUCCCAAUCACCACCCCACAAAACCAAUCAUUCCCAUCUUCCCAAAUCCUCAAAAUCCCAUUCCCCUGUUUGUGUCAAAACAAUUCCGGCAUUUCCAACCGGCGUCCGUACUACACUGUUGUACCAAAUGAUGGUUUGUAUCAUAUUGCGGCUGAGGUGUUUUCUAGGUUGGUGACAUAUCAACAGAUACAACAAGUGAAUGGGAUUCCUGAUCCUAACAAGAUUGAGGUUGGGGCUAAGUUGUGGGUCCCGUUGCCUUGUAGUUGUGAUGACGUGGAUGGUGAGAGUGUGGUCCAUUGUGGGUAUCUGGUUGCUAGUGGGAAUAGUGUUGGUGGGAUUGCCCAAAGGUUUAACACAACUGAGAAAACUUUGUUGGAUUUGAAUGGGAUGAGUGAUGCUAAAGAUUUGAAAGCUGAUUCUAUCUUUGAUGUUCCUCUUAAAGGUAAAUUUUAUUACUAUUGUUAUACGGAGUAUUUUUUUACUCACUAGUUUCAAAAAAAUAUU